AUGGAUCAAGAAAAUCGAAUAGUAGUUUUGAUUGAUAUGGAUUGUUUUUACUGCCAAGUGGAAGAAAAAUUGGACCCUGUAUUGAAAGGGAAGCCUAUAGCAGUUGUACAGUAUAAUCCUUGGAAAGGCGGCGGGAUUAUUGCAGUUAACUAUGUUGCAAGAGCAAUGGGGGUGACGCGACACAUGAGAGGGGAUGAAGCCAAGGAGAAAUGCCCUGAGAUUCAGUUGCCUUCCGUACCGUGUCUGAGAGGCAAAGCUGACAUUACCAAAUAUCGAGAUGCUGGGAAAGAAGUAGCAAAAGUUCUGCAAAGAUUUACACCAUUGUUAGAAAGGGCAUCUAUAGAUGAAGCCUACUUGGACAUAACAAUUCCUGUACAACAAAGAUUAAAAACAUUGAAUGUGAACACAAUAACAAUAGACGUGUUGCCGAACACAUUUGCGCUGGGCUAUAACUCUAUAGAUGAAUUUGUGGCCGAUGUGCAGAAUGAUGGCAGUGACAACAUAGACUUUGAAUAUGAGCAUGCGCGGCAGCUGCUCGUAGGGGCUGUUCUUGUCAGCGAGAUGCGAGCUGCUGUCUAUAAUGAAACUGGGUACCAAUGUUCGGCUGGUAUCGCGCACAACAAAAUCCUUGCGAAGCUGGUGUGUGGCAUGAACAAACCAAACAAACAAACUCUCCUUCCUAAGCACUGCGUUAAUGUUCUCUACCAAUCAUUGUCAGUUAAGAAAGUGAAACACUUAGGAGGUAAAUUUGGCGACAGUGUGUGCGAAACGUUAAAAAUAAGUAAAAUGGGCGAAUUGCAAAAGUUUACAGAAAAAGAACUCCAAACGAAAUUUGAUGAAAAAAAUGGUACCUGGUUAUAUAACAUAGCUCGAGGAAUCGACUUGGAACCAGUGCAAGCAAGAUUCAAUCCUAAGAGCAUUGGCUGUUGCAAGCAGUUUCGAGGGAAAACUGCUCUUGUAGACUUGGAAAGCUUGAAGAAGUGGCUCAAAGACCUCGGAGAUGAGAUUGAAGAAAGGCUGGAGAAUGAUGCCUUAGAGAAUAAUAGGACUCCGAGGCAGAUGGUAGUGAGUUUCUCAACGCAGCAACCCAACGGACGUGACGUCAGCAGCUCUAGAUCUUAUAACUUUACAUCUGAGGAUGACCUGUGCGGAGAAUUGUUCUCAAAGAAAGCUUUAGAAAUGCUUUUGGACAGUGCAGAAGGCGUUAAGCCUAAAGAGGGAGAAGGAAACAGACAUUUAAGAGCACCUAUAAAAUUUUUGGGUAUCAGUGUAGGAAAAUUUGAAGAACACUCUGAAAAUAAGAAAACAAGGAAAAUUAAUGAUUAUUUUUUUGGUGCUUCAUGUUCAAGAGACGUCUCGAGUGAUAAAGUCAUAACUAAAAGUAUUAAAAAUAAUGAUAAAACUGAAGAUAAGAACGAAGGCAAAGCUCACUUAUUCCGGAAAUUCUUUCAAAGUGACAUACCUGAUAAAUUACAGUCACGCGAAGUGAAUGAAAAAGCGGAAACAAGACUAAAUGGCGAAAAUAUGUUAGAAUCCUCUUUGGAUAAGCAAGAGUCUUUUUUUGCUAAGUUCCUUAAAUCCGAAAUUGGCAAAAAUGCUUCGGACACUCAGUCUGAACCUGUAAAAAUUAAAGAAGAAUCAAAACGUCCCACAACACCUGAUUGUAAUAUUGUAAAUAUAGGAGAAGCCAGUAACGAUACAGAAUAUUCAGGCUCUACGAUAGAUAUGGAAAUAAAUAAAAGCAUUUCCUUAUUCGAAGAGGACCCAGUGGAUAUAGACCGUGUCGGUAAUAUGAGACAACUGCUUAAUAAAUCCAAGUUGUUGGAAGAAGAUUUGGAAGAAACUGAGCGGGAAGAACUGCAAGUCGAGUCUAAAAUUCUCGAUGUUCAAGAAAACGUACAAGUCCAAGUAUCAGGAACGUUUAAAUGCCCUGAAUGUGGUAAAACAGUAAGCGUUAACAUGUUUGACACACACGCUGAUUAUCAUUUCGCUUUAAAGUUGAGAGAAGAAGAAAGAGAAAUAAGACUGAAAGAAGUUGUAGACAAGAACAAAGAUAAAGAGAUGAAUGGUAAUCAAGAACCAAAACCGUCGAAGACCAGACAAGAAGAAGCAGUAGCAAAAAAUGAUGGUGCAUCUAUAGCUAAUUAUUUUAUGAAAAUCGAUGGAUCUGUUCCAACUGAAACAUGCUCUGAAUGUGGAAAAAGAGUUCCGCUGGAAAAGUUUGGUGAACAUUUAGAUUUCCACGAAGCUCAGAAGCUGAGUAGAGAAUUGAAUAACCGCCCCAUUCAUGGGAAUAGUGUAAAGAGAAAAAGAAAAUCGGCAUCUCCAGUGAAAAAGUCUAAAGUGCCAUGUAAAUCCAUAGAUCUCUUUUUCAGGUAG
Molecule: messenger RNA, 2379 nt
Organism: Parnassius apollo (apollo)
Lineage: Eukaryota; Metazoa; Arthropoda; Insecta; Lepidoptera; Papilionidae
Source: the annotation of a GenBank genome assembly